This is a messenger RNA of Penicillium longicatenatum, 2064 nucleotides long. Its product is annotated as transcription factor domain-containing protein. The transcript is spliced from 7 exons. Gene Ontology annotation, biological process: regulation of DNA-templated transcription; DNA-templated transcription. Lineage: Eukaryota; Fungi; Ascomycota; Eurotiomycetes; Eurotiales; Aspergillaceae. The record is from RefSeq and is a predicted model, not a curated record. Gene Ontology annotation, cellular component: nucleus. The coding region runs from base 1 to 2064 and encodes 687 amino acids. Gene Ontology annotation, molecular function: DNA-binding transcription factor activity, RNA polymerase II-specific; transcription cis-regulatory region binding; zinc ion binding.
AUGGACUUAGACUAUCGGAAUAUGCUGGCACCGAGUGGCCUACCUUUGAUUCCCCAAAGCGACUUUCGGUCCCCCAGUCUUCCCCGCCCGACCCCGGGCAUUAAUUUCAUGCAGAGAAGCCCGGAAUCAGGCGAGAUGGAGAGGACCCCGCCUGUCACGGGCAAGCGCCGAGGUGGAAGCCGGAAGGCCUGUAAUGAGUGUAAGCAACAGAAGCUACGAUGUGACAUUGUACAAACUCCUGCCGCGGCAUGCUCACGCUGCCGCAGGCUAGGCAUUGAUUGCAAAGUUGAACAAUCCUUUAAACGUAUUUCCAAGCGAAGACGCAAUGCGGAAAUGGAAAAAGAAAUUGCUGAUCUCCGUCGUCGACUUGAAACCAAUCCUGAACAUGAGCAGACUGGUGAACAUCAUACAGGUGAUGAGAUGUCACAGACUUCAGAAGAAGGUUUCCGCCGGCGUGAAUCUUCCGCGAUCGAUCGGUCACGCCCGGUGUCCGUUCCAGUAGAGAACCAUCCUUCUAUCUCAACGCCUCUCACGAUGCAUAGAUCUGGCUCUAUCAUAUCACAAGACGAAAAUACACCAUGGAGACUCGAAGAUGUUACCCUAUCAAGAGCGCGCGUGGCGCGGUUAUUUGAACAAUACUUCAAGUAUUAUCAUCCAUUUCUUCCGCUUCUGAAUCUGCCAAAGCCCCCCGAGGUCUAUCUUGGUCGUUGUCCUUUGCUGGCGUGGACGAUUGUAUGUGUGGCUAGUCGACGAUCCCCGUCUGAUCCAGGUCUUUUGAGUGCAUUGUCAGGGCCAUUUAGCCGUCUUUUGUGGUCGACCAUCACCAAUGUCCCCCAAGAUUAUCGAGUAGUCAAAGCACUGUGUGUAUUAUGCACAUGGCCUCUUCCCACCACAAGUCAACGGACCGAUGCUACAUUUAUGCUUAGUGGUCUGAUGAUGCAGAUUGCCAUGCAGUUGGGCUUGCACCGCCCAGUUCAGGCUGAAGAGUUCACGACAUUCCAGAUGGGUGCUCAAGGCGAAGCACUCAAGGAUCGCUUGCACACGUGGAUUAUCUGCAACAUGGUCGCCCAGAACGUUGCGACUGGUUACGGACAACCCCCAAGCACAAUGUACGACUGGGCUCUUGAGCCUGGUUCCUUGAAGGACGCUGAUUAUCAUCUGCCCCCCGAACUUGCUAUUCGGUUGCGUAUUGAAAAGUUCUGUGAUCGGGUGACCAAAGCUCUCUAUAGUAGCAAGCCUGAUCCUGGUGAAUUCACCAGUAGGGAGAAGCUUGUAGUUGUCCAGAUACUCGAGAGUGAACUGAGAGAUAUGGAAGUUGAGUUUGGACAGGAAAUCUCUGCAAUUAACAUGAUUCACCUACGUGCGGCCGAGCUACAUUUCCGGUAUUUUGUUUUCCUGGGCUCUAGCGCACAGAGCGACAAUCUUGCCAAGCUUUUCAUCGCAACUACUUCGUUUUUGGGACGGGUUUUCGACCUUGAAACUGACCCGAGCGAGCCUAUUGGUCAUUCGACCAAUUACAUUCUUCAAAUGAUUGUUUCCGCUGCCUUUGCUUUGAUGAAGCUUUUGAAGAGCAGCUUCAACAGACACAUUGACUUCAAUCACGGAAAGUUGUUAUUCAAUGGCGCUAUCUCGGCUAUUCGCCGGAUCAGCGUCAUGGAUCACGAUCGACCUAUCCGCCUUGCUGACAUUCUUGCUCAAAUGUGGAAUGCAACUGGCCCAGAGCCAGCUGGGGAAGAUGGCCUUCAACUGAAGGUUCGCUGCCGGAUGAGUAUGAGCCAUGUCUACGAUACUGUAUGGCGCUGGCGACAGCGGUUCCGUCCAGUGAAGAGCAUGGAAGAAAUGCAAGCGGCUGCCGCUGCGGCAAAUAUGGACAUCACCACGGCACCGGGACCCAUGGCCCGGCAACAGGAAAUUUCCCUCGAAGACCCAUCAUUGAUGUUACCAGCUCAGUUUGAUGAGAGCGGGGCUUUUUUCAGCGAGGCUGGUUUCUCUGAAGUUUUCGACUCUCUCAACUGGGUUUUCGAGGGCAUCCCGGACUCAUUUGUCGCCCCGCCCGUCUUAUAA